UACUGGCGUGGGAGUGACAACACCAGCAGGUGAAGGUCUGGCGGUGACAGCCGUGGCACAGAUGGCGUGGGAGAAGUUCCCUGGCCGCUUGUGGCGCGGGCUGCAGCUGCCGGUAAUGACAGUGUGGCCGGCAGGACGGCUGGGGAACUUGAUGUCUGAGUACGCGACCUUGUAUGCCCUGGGAAAGACAUAUGGUAUCACGGUCAGGAUUCACCCACGCAUGUACACCGUAUUAAGACGCAGAUUCCCUCAUCUGUCAAUACCUCUGCUUCCAGGGAACACCAGCCUGGACGAGUGGGAGGCAGUAGGUGGGGUGAGUCUGACCAACUACGCUGACGCUGAGGCAGCCGCGGCCGGGCUCCUGGGGCCUAACCUGUUUAUUAUGAACGGUACGCCACAUGAGAGCCAACUGUUCCACGCAUUCCGGAAGGACCUUCUACGUGAACUAACCUUCUCGGACUCCAUCACCAAUAAGGCUCAGGCCUUUCUGUCCAGCGUAGUGAAGGAGAGGACCACCAACGCCUCCAACCCCACCUUCGUCGGCUUCCACAUCAGGCGAGGCGACUACAAUGACUGGUUGAUGGUGAUUGGCGGACGCAUGCCUAGCGGGAGGUACUACCGUAGAGCCCUGAACCACUUCCGUCUUAACUACCACAAUGUUGUCUUCAUCGUCGCCUCCGAUGACCGCCAACACAUCAACCACACCUUCGCCGGCCACCCUGAUGUUGUCCUGGCCCCAGGGAGGUCUGCGGAGGAGGACCUGGGCAUCCUGGCGGCGUGUAACCACAGCAUCAUGACGGUGGGCACCUUCGGGUUCUGGGGCAGCUACCUGGCGGGCGGCGAGGUCCUCUUCCCCAACACCACCUAUUCCAAACGUUAUAAAAUGGGACCCGAGUGGAUCCGGUACUCUAAACUGGACUUCUUCACACCUGUCAAUGAUGACUAACCCGAGUGGUCUAAAACCUACAAAACCAAGAUAUUUUUAGGUGUUUCCAUAUUGUUUUACGUAAGAUAAUUGAAUUGGAAGCACUACCACAAGACAACAACAGCUGGGUCUACGUCGGAGACUGGUCGAUUCGUACAUAAUCGUUUCGGAUAAUGUCGAUUCGGUACACAAAAAAACCACUUCGUUCACUGACAAUUUUGCAUACACGAACCUUUUCGUAUAUUCAUAUGCACUGGCUUGUCUUCGCUGCUGUUCUCAUCUUCCAAGACAAUAAAAUGUUCUUGGUUACGGUCUGAGUUUUUCCACACCGAAUAUAGAUGUGAAUUAUGUAGAUAUUGCCAAAGGUUUUCGCAAUCUGGUGAAAUAUAGUGAGAUUUCAGCUGAUGACAUUAACAUUUGCAAGGGUAUGGUGUACGGGUUUUUACUUAAUUAAAGGUACAGUUCCUAAUUGUCCAGGUAGGUUUAUUCAAGCGUUCAAAACCCUCAAAAAAGAUAACUCUCUGCACAUCACAAAGACUGAUAAAUCCAAUGCUGUUGUCAUCAUGAAUAAGGAUGACUGCGUCCAUAAAAUGAACCUGUUAUUGGAUGUCAGAGAUACUUACUUACCGGUUAAUAGUGACCCUAUUAAAAAAAGUUAUUGCUCAUUUUAACAAAA
This is a messenger RNA of Procambarus clarkii (red swamp crayfish), 1601 nucleotides long. Its product is annotated as galactoside alpha-(1,2)-fucosyltransferase 2. Gene Ontology annotation, biological process: carbohydrate metabolic process. NCBI's taxonomy places the organism in Eukaryota, Metazoa, Arthropoda, Malacostraca, Decapoda, Cambaridae. Gene Ontology annotation, cellular component: membrane. Gene Ontology annotation, molecular function: galactoside 2-alpha-L-fucosyltransferase activity. The record is from RefSeq and is a predicted model, not a curated record.